ACUGCGCGCGAACUGAACACGGCGAGGAUAAAUCAAGAUGGCGUCUGACGGUGAACACGUUAUUGCAGUCGUCACAGUUCAGUGUUUUUAAUCUGUGCGUCCAUGUACACAUAUAUGUCCUUUAUUAGACUCUAUUAAAUAGAUUAAACAUCGUGAAUAACUGUUUGCAUCCGGUUACAUUAGUCUGAGUGGACUUUGAUGCUACUCUAGCUAGCUUAGCUUGCUAGUUAGCUUAGCUUGUUAGCUGCUUACAAAGAGAGGCGGAAGUGAUCAAAACACAUCGCUAAGCAGAGAUCAAGUGUGAGUGUAAAGUGUUGUGAUUGUGUGAAAAUGUGCGAAAGAACAAUAGCAGAGUACGAGGAAGAUAUUUGUCCAACAAAAGAGGAGAAGGAGCGACAACAUCAAAAACAUCAAGUUGUGUUACACAGAACAGACAUCCAUCAGCUGAUUGGACAACAAGAAGAAUGUCUCCCUCAUCUGCAGGGUAACAGUUUCACUUUAGAGGAUCCACAACCGUCACAUUUUAAAGGGGGCAGGGAGGAUCCACAGCCCCCCUAUUUUAAAGAGGAAGAGGAGGGAGAGUGUCUUGUAGGGCAGGAGGAGGCUGAUCUCACCAAGUUUCCACUUGCUGUUAUCUCUGUGAAGACUGAAGACCAUGAAGACAAACCACCUGAGUCCUCACAGCUUCAUCCCAGUCCAAACGUCUGUGAAGAACAUCUUCUCUCUGAGCAACAGAAGUGGAGCUUCAGGAUGGACAAGGAGGAGCCACAGCCCUUCCAUAUUAAGGAGGAAGAAGAGGCGCCACAUACAUUACAAAUGCAAAGGGAAGAAAAUAACCCACUGACCUCCCAUUUUAAAGAGGAAGAGGAGGAACACAGCAUCACUCAGGAGGGAGAGCAUCUUGAAUGGUUGGAGGAGUUCCCAGGUAUUGGUGUCCCUGUGAAGAGUGAAGAUGAUGAGGUCAAAGGUGAAAGUGAGGAGAAGAGAGAGGCGGAGCCUCCAAGCAGCAGCUCAACUCAACACAUGACAACAGAAGCUGAUGGAGACCACUGUGGAGGAUCACAAGCAGACAAGCUCUUAGCUCCACUAUCAGACAGUGAGGACACAACGUCUCAAUCUCCUGACACUGAUGAUGAAGACUCUAAAGAUGAUAAGACAUGUCACACUGACAACACACGCUUCACAUGUUCUUUCUGUGACAAACCUUUUAAAUACCAUUGUCGUCUAAAAACACACAUGAGAAUACACACUGGAGAAAAACCUAUUUCAUGUUCAAUCUGUGGGAAAGAUUUUACUCGAAGGGACCAUUUCAAAACACACAUGAGAAUACACACUGGAGAAAAACCUUUUUCCUGCUCAGAAUGUGGUAAAAGUUUUGUAAUAAAUCAAAGUUUAAAAGAACACAUGACAACACACACUGGAAAAAAACCUUUUUUGUGUUUAAUCUGCGGUAAAGAUUUUACUCGAAGGGACCAUUUCAAAGCACACAUGAGAAUACACACUGGAGAAAAGCCUUUUUCUUGCUCAGAAUGUGGUAAAAGUUUUGUAAUAAAUCGAAGUUUAAAAGUACACAUGAGAACACACACUGGAGAAAAACCUUUUUCCUGCUAAGAAUUUGGUAAAAGUUUUGUAAUAAAUCAAAGUUUUAAGUACACAUGAGAACACACACUGGUGAAAAACCUUUUUCAUGUUCAAUCUGCAGUAAAGAUUUUACUCAAAGGGACAAUUUCAAAACACACUGGAGAAAAACCUUUAUCCUGCUCAGAAUGUGGUAAAAGUUGUGUAAUAAAUUGUAGUUUAAAAGUACACAUGAGAACAAACACAGGUGAGAAAGUGUUGAGUUGCAGUGUGUGUGGUGAAAUAUUCUCUUCUAAGUACCAGUGUAAGAAACACAAGUGUGCUGGUGAGAACAGCAGCAGCAAAUGAAGAUGCAGGAUUUGAAAUAAACUGUCAAAACUUUAGCACAUAAAACAUGUGUGACAUCAUUGUUGUGUGUGUAACACAUCUUGUUAAUAUGAUUAUAACAUUUAUAGAUUAGACACUUCAGGUUAGUGCUUUUAUUUCAGUCAAGUACAUGAGUUAAUAUAUACAUUUGUGUACUUUAAAAUGAACAGAACAAUUUGACUGAAAGGGUGAGAAUAAACAUUACAUAAAAUAUGUUACAUACAGUAAGCUUUGUAUGUGUAGAUAUUCAUAAUUCACUUUUAUACUUAUUCAUAAUAGUGUUUUAUAUAUUUUUUUAAAUAAUGAAGUGUUACAUAUUUUAUUUUCUAAUUGUAGAUGAUUCCAUAGAUGAACUCCUUUAUAUGAUAUACACAUUUGUUUUACAUUUGUUCAUACCUUUGCUUUUGUGUACACAAAAAUCUCUUUUAGUUCAUAUUUACUGGUUCACAUCUGAAACAUCUUCUGGACCACUUCUGGAAGCAAAUUAUUAUUUACUUUAUACAUCAUUUGAACAAUUGUCUUUUAUACCAUUUUAAAAUGUGUGACUUUAUGAAUCAUUUGUUGUCUCUAUAAUCCAUUCUAAUAAUUGUCUUUAAUUACUCUCUUGUGUAAUAUGAAUAUUGUUGUGUGAUUGUUGUAUAUGUAUGUCCCCAGACCUUUAUGCAAUAAACAAUAUAUGCUUCAACUAAAGUUGGGUACAAUACAUGUAGUUAAUAUUUGUGGGUAUGUAUUUUAUUCUAUUUAUUAUCACAGUCAAUUCUUUAAAAUGUUUUCUUUAUAUGACUUACAUGUAGUUUCCAGCUUACUUCAUUAACUAGACUAACUCAGCUCUUGGGCCUUAUUUUCAGGCCAGUCACUAUGCCAUCUUUGAGUUUCCCAACU
Messenger RNA from Nerophis lumbriciformis (worm pipefish), 2826 nucleotides. RefSeq lists its product as uncharacterized. Gene Ontology annotation, biological process: regulation of immune system process; negative regulation of transcription by RNA polymerase II; regulation of cytokine production. Gene Ontology annotation, molecular function: RNA polymerase II cis-regulatory region sequence-specific DNA binding; DNA-binding transcription repressor activity, RNA polymerase II-specific. NCBI's taxonomy places the organism in Eukaryota, Metazoa, Chordata, Actinopteri, Syngnathiformes, Syngnathidae. The record is from RefSeq and is a predicted model, not a curated record. Gene Ontology annotation, cellular component: nucleus; nucleoplasm.